GUGAUGAGCUGCAUCGUGGAGGGACUGACCAGGAGCGUCUGCGAGCGUGUCUCUGAACUCAGCGUGGUCGUCUUCACAUGUGAAACUCCAGCCAUCGCUGAUAUCGUGUUUCUGGUCGAUGGAUUGUCGAGUAUCAGCCGUUUGAACUUCAAAACUGUGAAGACCUUUCUGGGAAUGUUUGUCAGGGCCUUCGAGGUUGGAUCAGACCAAACACGCAUUGGUUUAGUGCUGUACGGCAAGGAUUCAUGGGUCGAGUGGCAUCUGAACACUCACAGCACUAAAGAGGAUGUGAUCAACGCCAUAAGGAAUCUGCCUUAUAAAGGAGGAAACACACUCAAAGGUCGUGCUCUGACGUAUAUUCUGGAGAACAGCUUCAAAGCUGAAUCUGGAUCCAGACCUGACGUUCCUAAGAUUGGGAUUCUGAUCACAGAUGGGAAAUCACAGGACGAUGUUCUUUCUCCUGCUCAGAGACUCAGAGACGCUGGGAUUGAGCUGUUUGCGAUCGGAGUGAAGAACGCCGAUGAGAACGAGCUGAGAGCCAUCGCCUCUCCGCCGAAGGAAACACACGUGUAUAACGCGGCUGAUUUCAGCGUGAUGAGCUCCAUCGUGGAGGGACUGACCAGGAGCGUCUGCGAGCGUGUCUCUGAACUCAGCGGUGAGGAAGCGGUCACGGCCAGCAGCUUCUGUGUUCAUCUCUAAGAGGCGGCGAGAGCACAAGUGACAAAAAUGAAGAUGAUGAUGGACAGGAAGAUAAAUAUGAAGAUGCCAUCAUAAGUGCUCCUGUUUGCAGCGUUAU
Molecule: messenger RNA, 796 nt
Organism: Sinocyclocheilus grahami
Lineage: Eukaryota; Metazoa; Chordata; Actinopteri; Cypriniformes; Cyprinidae
Product: collagen alpha-1(XIV) chain-like
Exons: 7
Coding region: 4-699 (231 amino acids)
Cellular component (GO): interstitial matrix
Source: RefSeq, a predicted model, not a curated record